UAGCUACUCGGAAUGUAUAUGUGAACCAACCAAACAUCAGAAAAACAUACACACGUACAGCCGGAAAAUAAAUUAAGAGUUUUAGCUGUUGUAGUUUUGACUUUUUCUCUCUUUGUGCGGCCAUAAUGUCUGACGAGGAAGAGGACUACAUGUCUGACGCGUUUCUCAGUAAAUUACAAGAUGUGAAACCAGGUAUCAGCAUGGUGAGGCGGGUAAAAGAAGCAAUGAAGAAGGAGACACAGCAAAAGGAGACCAACGUCAAGAACCGUCAGAAGACCUUCAAGGAGCAGGAGAAGGAGAGCAGAGAGACAGCUUUACAAAACUCCAUUUGCAAUCAAAACAAAGGGUUUGCACUUCUGCAGAAAAUGGGUUACAAAGCGGGUCAAGGCCUCGGGAAAGAGGGAGCAGGGAGGGUUGAUCCAAUUCCUCUAAAUAUCAAAACUGACAGGGGCGGCAUUGGGAUGGAAGAGGUCAAGAAAAGAAAAGCAGAGGAGGAACUUGAAAAUUAUCGUCAGAAAGCGCGAGCCAAACAACAGAAUGAGACCAAGUCUCUGGAAGAUUUUAGGUCAAGAGUAAGGACAGAGAGAGAGGAGCGCAAGAUUGAAGGAGAUCUCAGAAGGAGUCAGCGAGCCUGUGAGCAGCUCGACAGUCAGAAGGGCAUCACUGUUCCCAGGGAAGACUGGUACUGGCCUAAAGCAGAGACUGAUGAUGAGGAAGAUGAUCUUAAAGAGGAGGAGGAGGAGGAGGAAGAGGAGAAGGAAGAGGAGAUAGUGGAAUUAACUUCCUUUGACAAACUGCAAAUUUUGACAUCCUAUUUGAGAGGAGUCCAUUUUUACUGCAUAUGGUGUGGGACCACUUAUAAUGAUGAAGAGGACUUGUGCUCUAACUGUCCCGGAGAUACAGCAGCAGACCAUGAAUAAACUUGAUUAUGUGCAGUAGUUUUCCAGUGGAAAAGCUGAAAAAAACAGAAAAAUGUUUGACUCUGGGAACUGCAGACCAGAAUUAGAGGAAUAUCUAUUCAUUUUCAGAUUUGAAUCUGCUGUUUGUGCGUCUUGAAUUAUUCUUUACAUUUAGAAAUUAUGGGAAAUUUAAGAUACCUUUUUAAUAUUUAUAUUUUGAAAAGAUGUACUAUGUACUGUUUUGUGACAUGUUUCAAGAGCAAUUGCAUACCUGUGUUUUCAUUAAAUGUUUUAAGAAAUAUA
This is a messenger RNA of Larimichthys crocea (large yellow croaker), 1202 nucleotides long. It is a transcript of the gene gpatch11, whose product is annotated as G patch domain containing 11. The transcript has 8 exons. The record is from RefSeq and is a predicted model, not a curated record. Gene Ontology annotation, cellular component: kinetochore. Bases 126 to 920 code for a protein of 264 amino acids. Gene Ontology annotation, molecular function: nucleic acid binding. Lineage: Eukaryota; Metazoa; Chordata; Actinopteri; Sciaenidae.